GUACUUCACUUUCACCUUCUCUUUUGCGAUUGCCCUUCCAAUCAGGUACCGUCAGGAACGCAGAGAAAUCCAUCCCGUUUCUGUAUCAACCCGGCUCCCCUUCCCAAUUCUUUCCGUUUCCAUAGGGCCAUGCUGUUCCUCCCUUGAAUUAGCAUUCCAUCUUGUUUAACUCAACAACCGAUCACUCGGCCAGAUUGCUGCUUCGGUUGAGAGGCAGGUAUGCGGCCAAUUGAAGCCGAGACUGCUCUAUUUUCUUUGGGUUUUGCAUUCUUCAGUACGAAGCGGCACCAGUGAUGUCAAGCCACUCAGCCUCUCUCCGACGUACCCAGACGGAUUUUCCCACCCAAACAUCGAGUCCACUUCGCCAUGGCUCAACCGCAUCGACAAACUCGUCUGUAUACUCGAUAUCGACUGAUUCGCUAGCUCCUAGCCGCACGAGCACAGUGUCCUCCACGGGAUCCAUGGGCUUCACACCUAGCUUUGGUCAUAAACGUGGAAAGAGUGAAGUAAACACCAUGAGUGCCGACAGAUUCAAGGCGGAUCCGAGCCGUUGGUCGAAUGCCGGGACAACAUACGAGAGCGUCCGACGCUCGCUACGACCGCUCUCUCAAGCACCAAACGCCUCCCCUCCCGCAGUUAAGCAAGUCACCUACGGCCACUCGAGAAGCCGGACGAUAGACAAUCCCCAAUUCUGGAAAGAGAAUCGCCCUCAAACCCCUGAGCGCCGCAAUGGCUAUUAUGGAGAAACUGAACCGCUGAAGGAGAUUGAGUCGCAUGGUGUGUAUGCACCUCCGUCUCCUAAGUCGCCACAUGAUCUCAGUCCUCUUGCUGUUUCGCCUCAAACGAGGUCCCCGAUCAGAACACAACAUUCUCAUAGCUUGUCCACGCCACAGCCACCUCCAUUGACCACCGCAUUGUCUACACCUGAACUCGAAACCUUCCAAAAGUCGUCAACUGGACAUCUGCGCACAUUAUCCAAGUUCGCGCAGUCGGGCGAAACGGAGGAGUUUGCCCUAGUCAGCCCUUCUGUAGUGGGCCUACUGGGACGACGGCGGUUGAAGCGUACUGAUUCAGUGGCCUGUUCGGGUAGCGCGAAUGUUAAUCGAAGAAAAAAUGCGUCAUCAUGGGCUGCCGGGAACUGGAUGGACAAGCAACGGCAAUUCUUGCAGGCCUAUGAGUAUUUAUGUCAUAUCGGAGAAGCCAAGGAGUGGAUUGAAGAAGUCAUUCACAAGCAAAUCCCGCCCAUUGUUCAACUGGAAGAAGCCCUCCGAGACGGCGUAACGCUCGCAGAAGUGGUUCAAGCAAUGUAUCCGAAUCGCACGCUACGAAUUUUCAGACACCCCAAACUGCAGUAUCGACAUUCAGAUAAUAUAGCACUAUUCUUCCGAUUCCUAGACGAAGUCGAACUACCGGAGCUUUUCAGAUUUGAGCUGAUUGAUCUAUACGAAAAGAAGAAUAUCCCCAAAGUCAUUCACUGUGUCCACGCUCUAUCGUGGUUGUUGUUCAAAAAGGGUCUUGUUGACUUCCGGAUGGGCAACCUCGUUGGUCAGCUAGAGUUCGAGCAUCACGAACUUGAACAGACGCAGAAAGGUCUCGACAAGGCAGGAGUCAGCAUGCCUAGCUUCAGCGGCAUGGCCGCGAAUUUUGGGGCCGAACCAGAACCAGAACCGGAACCCGAGCCCGAGCCUGAGGAGGAUCGAAUUGAGCGAGAGUUACAUGAAAAUGAAGCUUCGAUUGCCGACUUCCAGGCUCAGAUUAAAGGCGCUAUGCAGCGACUGAAGCUGGGAAAUCUAAUGAAUGACCUGUGGGACUUUGAACCUCUGCUUAUCGAUCUGCAGUCAAGGAUAAGAGGAGAUUGGGCCCGCCAAAUCGUCCAAUAUCGCCUAGACAUGCGUGCGUUUGCAGUAAAUCUUCAAGCAAUAUGUCGGGGUUUUAUUGUACGAUCCCGUGAGAAAGAUGAGAAGGAAAGUUGCCGGGCUCAGGAGCAUGGUAUACUGCAGCUGCAGACACUUAUAAGAGCCUCCAAGGCGAGAGCCCACGUGCAAUAUCUUCAAAGCCAAAUGCGCAAGGAAGAAUCGGAGAUUAAAGAGAUACAAGCUGCCAUCCGCGGAGCCUUGCAACGCAAGUCUGUUAGCGCUCUUUACUGCCACACCAGAGACGCAGAGGAUCACGUUCGGUUGUUACAGGCUGCCAUCCGCGGAGCGUUGCAACGCAAGAAUGUAAGCGCUCUGUAUUACGAUACCAGGGGUGCGGAAGACCAAGUUCGGUUAUUGCAGAGUGCCAUCCGCGGAGCGUUGCAACGUAAGAAUGUAAGCGCUCUUUAUUCCGAUAUCAGGGAUGCGGAAGACCAAGUUCGGUUACUGCAGAGUGCCAUCCGAGGUGGCCUGCUACGCCACAAGCUUUCAAGGCAAUGCGAAGAGACGAAAUCUGCUGAAGAUGCCAUUAGAGACCUCCAGUCUCUCAUUCGAGGCUCUUUCAUACGACGGCAGAUGAGUGUUCAAUAUGCCGAUAUGGACGGCGUUCAAGGAAAUGUGGAAUUGCUGCAGGCAGCGAUCCGAGGCUCGCUGGCUCGAAAUGCUUUAUCUCAAAUGAGAGACCUGCUUGCUCACGAGGUCCCUUCAAUUACAGCUAUCCAAUCAGGGGCGAGAGCCUUGGCAGUCAGAAAGCAGCAGUUACGGCUUGCAGAAGCCCUCGGAAAGGCAGAAGAGCGAUUUAUCACGUUGCAGGCCAUGGCUCGUGGCAACGCCGUAAGGGAACGGCUUGAUUGUCUGCGCGAGGAGUUGGUGGAGCAUGUAUCAUUGCUUAUCAGUCUUCAAAGCAUACUCCGAGGGAGAGCUACCCGGUCCUUCUUAGCCUCUCAACAGAAGGCACUGAGGGAUGAGGAAGUGCAAAUCCUUGAGUUGCAGUCGAUGGCUAGGGGUUCUCUUGUGAGAAGACGCCUGGAAGCUGAUGCUGAAGCACUGCAGGCAGAGGAACUUACUAUUAUCGACCUGCAGGCCCUCGCCCGAGCUGCCGUGCUGAGGAUUGAGGUUGGUGGUAUACUUGAGCAACUCGAUGACUGCGAGGAUGAAGUCAGUCAGCUACAGGCACACAUAAGAGCGAUGCUUGUUCGAGUAGAAGUCGGACAAUCAUUGGCCGAUCUCGCUGCCGAAGAAGAUGUUAUUACAGAUCUCCAGUCACAUUUACGAGGACACAUCAUACGAUCAAAAUUUGAGGAGAAGCGUCGAUACUACCGGAAAAACAUGGAGAAAGUUAUUAAGGCCCAAAGCUUUGUACGAGGUAGGAUUCAAGGCCAGGCAUACAAGAGUCUCACAAGUGGGAAAAAUCCACCCGUCGGAACAGUCAAAGGCUUUGUACAUCUGCUGAACGAUAGCGAAUUCGAUUUCGACGAAGAGAUUGAAUUUGAGCGGAUGAGGAAGCUGGUAGUUCAGCAAGUUCGUCAGAACGAGCUGGCAGAACAAUAUAUCAGCCAGCUUGACAUCAAGAUUGCUCUCCUGGUGAGAAACAAAAUUACACUCGAUGAGGUCAUCAAGCACCAGAAGCACUUCGGUGGCCAUGUUGGAAAUCUGUUGCCGAACAGAGAAAUCGCAUCAAAGGAUCCCUUCGAUCUGAAAGCCUUGAACAAAACAUCCAGAAGGAAACUUGAGCAGUAUCAAGUCUUCUUCUUCCUUCUCCAGACGCAAUCUCAGUACCUUGCCAAACUUUUCCGAAGGUUGCGUGAGCUUAAUACAUCAGAAAAGGAAUACGAGAAGACUCGACACUUGAUGAUGGGUCUCUUUGGGUAUUCACAAAAGAGGCGCGAGGAGUAUUACCUGAUCAAACUGCUGGCUCGCUCUGCACGUGAAGAAAUUGAGAGUUUUGACUCCCUCCACGAUUACCUACGUUGCAAUUCUUUCUGGACUAAGCUCUUCGCAUCUUACAUGAAGUCUCCACGUGACAGAAAGUUCAUGCGCGAUGUAUUGGGUACUGUUGUGAAAGAGAACGUUAUUAACAACCCGGAAUUGGACUUGGAAAGUGAUCCUAUACAGAUCUACCGCUCGGCCAUCAAUAACGAAGAGCUCCGCACAGGGAAACAGAGUCGUCGGCGCUUAGACAUACCGCGCGAAGAAGCUAUUAGGGACCCUGAGACAAGAGCAACCUUUAUCCAACACUUACAGGAUCUCCGCGACAUUGCCGAUCAGUUCUUCACUGCGUUCGAGGAAUUUCUAUACCGUAUGCCUUUUGGAAUUCGGUAUAUCGCGAAAGAGAUGUACGAAAGCCUCCUUUCGCGAUUUGCUGGAGAUGAUCCGGGCUUUAUCCUUCAGACGACUGGACAUUGGGUAUGGAAGAAUUACUUCCAGCCGGCGCUUGUUGAACCCGAAAGACAUGGCGUUGUUGAUCGCGGCCUGACACAGGAGCAAAAGCGAAACCUCUCUGAGAUCGCGAAAGUGAUUGCUCAGGUGGCAUCAGGGAGACUUUUCGGCGACAAAAAUGUCUAUCUUAAACCGUUGAAUAGCUACAUUGGUGAUUCGAUCCAACGCCUUGGCCACAUUUGGGGCGACAUGAUCUCCGUACAAGACGCUGAAGCGUAUUUUGAUAUUGAUGAAUUCAAUGAUCUCUAUGCUAAAACGAAACCGACAUUAUACAUCAAGUUAUCCGAUAUCUUCUCUAUUCAUCACCUUGUGGCAUCGGAAAUACAUUAUAUUUGCCCUAACGCCGAUGACAUUCUAAAGGAGGUUAUCCGCGAUCUUGGGAACGUUAAAUCCAAUGAAAAUGAAUUGAUGAGUGUGAACACCUCAGAGAUCAGCCUUACCCUGAACCCCAAGCUUGCACAGGUUGAAGAUCCGGAGGCUGAUGUGAAGGCAUUGUUUAUGGAAACAAAACGAUGCAUCCUCUAUAUCAUACGUGUUCAGUCAGGGGCUAACCUGAUGGAAAUUAUGGUCAAGCCCCCAACUGAGGAAGACGAAGAAAAGUGGAUGACACUGGUCCGGGACGAGCUAAGUGCGAACAACACGAGAAGGGGCGCGUACUCUGAGGCGCAUACAAUGGUGGAUAUUGCGUCCAUGACCUACUCGGAGCUGAAACGGACUGCACUCGAAAACAUCCUUCAGCUUGAACAAACUGGGAAGAUUCGUCGAGACAACCACUACCAGGAUUUGUUAAAUGCCAUUGCCAUCGAUAUCCGAACUAAGCAUCGUCGCAGAAUCCAGCGAGAGAGAGAACUGGAAAGUGCUCGUUCAACACUGGCCCGUCUCAAUGAUCAAGCCGCCUGGUUAGAGCAGCAGUUCAAGACAUACAACGACUAUAUUGAGCAGGCAAUGGUGACAUUGCAGAAUAAAAAGGGGAAGAAACGAUUCCUCCUGCCAUUUACGAAGCAGUGGGAUCACCAACGCGAGCUCCAGAAAUCAGGAAAGGUGUUCAAGUUUGGUUCCUACAAGUACUCCGCUCGUAACCUGGCGGACAAGGGUGUCUUAGUUCACUGGAAGGGCUAUACAGAACGCCAGUGGGACCGGGUCGACCUGACCAUUUCCAGCAACGAAGUUGGUGUGUUCACUAUUGAUGGCAGUAGUGGCCCAAUGAUGGUUCCUGGAGCGAACGCACAGGUGCCAUUGGAUGACUUGCUGCAAGCCCAGUUCAACAACAUGCAGUUUCUGGACUUCUUCGACGGGCAAUUACGAGUCAAUGUCAACCUCUUCCUGCAUUUGAUCAUGAGGAAAUUCUAUAACGAAUGAUCUUCAUGUGGGGUGCAGCUCUCAUUUCUGUUCUUUUUUUUUCUCUUCACUCUCGUUUCUCUCUCUCAAUCCGUUUUCUUUUUCUUUUUCUUUUUCUUUUUUUCUC
Aspergillus pseudotamarii is the source of this 5817-nucleotide messenger RNA. RefSeq names its product putative Ras GTPase activating protein. NCBI's taxonomy places the organism in Eukaryota, Fungi, Ascomycota, Eurotiomycetes, Eurotiales, Aspergillaceae. Gene Ontology annotation, molecular function: GTPase activator activity; protein binding. Gene Ontology annotation, biological process: regulation of actin cytoskeleton organization; regulation of GTPase activity. The transcript is spliced from 3 exons. Gene Ontology annotation, cellular component: cytoplasm. The record is from RefSeq and is a predicted model, not a curated record. The coding region runs from base 294 to 5711 and encodes 1805 amino acids.